Messenger RNA from Exophiala bonariae, 2436 nucleotides. RefSeq lists its product as uncharacterized. Gene Ontology annotation, molecular function: aldehyde-lyase activity. The transcript is spliced from 2 exons. NCBI's taxonomy places the organism in Eukaryota, Fungi, Ascomycota, Eurotiomycetes, Chaetothyriales, Herpotrichiellaceae. The record is from RefSeq and is a predicted model, not a curated record. Bases 1 to 2436 code for a protein of 811 amino acids. Gene Ontology annotation, biological process: carbohydrate metabolic process.
AUGGCUCCAGCGGCUGACGCAGACGUUGAAGUGAAGAGUAUCUCGCCCUUUGGCCAGGCUCGUUCUACCGUUGAAGGCACUCCUCUUAGCAAAGAGGAAUUGAAGCUUACCGAUGACUAUAUGAGAGCCAGCUUAUAUCUUUGCUUGGGCAUGAUCUACUUGAAGCAAAAUCCCCUGCUGAAAGAACCAUUGAAAGUCGAGCACCUCAAAGCCCGACUUCUCGGACACUGGGGAUCGGAUGCAGGACAGGUCUUCGCCUACGUUCAUUUCAACCGUCUCAUCAAGAAAUACGACAUCGACGGGCUCUUCAUCUCUGGCCCAGGUCAUGGUGCUCCAGCAGUCAUCUCCCAAUCAUAUCUUGAGGGGGUCUACAGUGAAGUCUACCCAGAUAAAUCGGAAGAUGAGGAAGGUCUCCAAAGAUUCUUCAAGCAAUUCUCUUUCCCAGGAGGUAUUGGAAGCCAUGCCACUCCAGAAACUCCAGGAAGUUUGCAUGAAGGCGGCGAGCUCGGAUAUUCAGUUUCACAUGCUUUCGGAACUGUGUUCGAUCAUCCGAAUCUGAUUGCGCUGACUAUGGUCGGGGAUGGAGAAUCGGAGACUGGGCCCCUGGCCACCAGCUGGCACGGUACUAAAUUUCUCAACCCAAUCACAGACGGAGCCGUUCUGCCCGUGCUCCAUUUGAAUGGGUACAAGAUCAAUAACCCCACUAUUCUGGCCCGUGUCAGUCACGACGAGCUCAAAGCUCUCUUUAUCGGUUACGGAUGGACACCAUACUUUGUGGAAGGCAGUGAUCCUGAAUCCAUGCAUCAAGCCUUUGCUGCCACCCUCGAAAAGGCCGUACUUGAGAUCCGAGAAUACCAGAAGAAAGCACGUGAGUCGGGCAAAGCAUUCCGCCCACGCUGGCCCAUGAUCGUUCUCCGAAGUCCUAAAGGCUGGACUGGUCCAAGAAAAGUUGAUGGCCGCUAUCUUGAAGGAUACUGGAGAUCCCAUCAAGUUCCAAUCCCUGAUGUUGCUUCCAACCCGGACAGUUUGAAGGUGCUGGAGGAAUGGAUGAAGAGUUACACACCAGACAAGUAUUUCGGAGCGGACGGCAAACUGAUCCCUGAAUUGAAGGCACUGGCUCCAGAAGGAACCAAGAGACUGAGUGCAGCUCCGGUGGCCAAUGGUGGGCUGAUUAAGAAACCUUUGCAGCUGAAUGACUUCCGCAGCUAUGCACUGGACGUCAAGAAAGGUGGUGUGAAUGAAGGACCUAGCAUGGCUAACAUGGCCAAGUUCCUUCGUGAUGUCAUUGAGAAAAAUCCCACCAACUUCCGACUGUUUGGGCCGGAUGAGACAGAGUCCAACAAGUUGGGUGAAGUGUACAAAGCUUCAAAGAAAGUCUGGCUAGGAGAAUAUUUCGAGGAAGACGCCGAUGGUGGCAACCUUGCCUUUGAAGGUCGGGUAAUGGAGAUGCUCAGUGAACAUACUGUCGAAGGCUGGCUCGAAGGGUACAUCCUGUCUGGAAGGCAUGGCUUACUCAACAGCUACGAGCCAUUUAUCCAUAUCAUCGACUCGAUGGUCAAUCAGCACUGCAAGUGGAUCGAAAAGGCCUUGGAAGUUGAGUGGCGUGCGAAGAUCGCCUCUCUCAAUAUUCUUCUGACCGCAACUGUCUGGCGACAAGACCAUAACGGCUUUACGCAUCAAGAUCCUGGUUUCCUCGAUGUUGUUGCCAAUAAAUCACCUGAAGUGGUUCGCAUCUACCUCCCUCCCGACGCAAACUGUUUGCUCUCGGUCACCGACCACUGUCUCCGAAGCAGCAAUUAUGUCAAUGUCAUUGUCGCAGACAAGCAAAACCAUCUUCAGUACCUGGACAUGGAAGCGGCCAUCGAGCACUGCACAAAGGGUGCUGGAAUAUGGGACUGGGCAUCGAACGACCAAGGUGAAGAGCCAGAUAUUGUGAUGGCCGCUUGUGGUGAUGUGCCCACCAUGGAAUCUCUCGCUGCCACAGCUCUACUCCGAGAGUAUCUCCCAGAUUUGAAGAUUCGUUUUGUGAACGUCGUGGACCUAUUCAGACUCAUUCCUCAUGGUGAACACCCACAUGGAAUGACAGAUCGCGAGUUCACAGCCAUCUUCACCGACGACAAGCCAGUCAUCUUCAACUUUCACUCAUAUCCUUGGCUCAUCCACCGUUUGACAUAUAAGAGAAAAGGCCAGCAUAAUCUUCAUGUCCGGGGCUACAAGGAGAAGGGCAACAUUGAUACGCCUUUGGAGCUCGCCAUACGGAACCAGACCGAUAGAUUCAGCCUUGCCAUCGAUGCACUCGACCGGAUGCCUAACCUUGGCAAUAGGGGUUCAAGUGCAAGGGAGAAGCUGUUGAACGAACAGAUAAAGUGUAAGAACGAAGCGUUCACCGAAGGUAUUGAUCCCAAGGCCUUGAGGGAAUGGGUUUGGCCGUUUUAG